This is a messenger RNA of Octodon degus (degu), 1319 nucleotides long. RefSeq names its product SH3 domain containing GRB2 like, endophilin B1 (gene Sh3glb1). The record is from RefSeq and is a predicted model, not a curated record. Gene Ontology annotation, biological process: membrane organization. Gene Ontology annotation, molecular function: protein binding. Lineage: Eukaryota; Metazoa; Chordata; Mammalia; Rodentia; Octodontidae. Bases 1 to 966 code for a protein of 321 amino acids. The transcript is spliced from 8 exons. Gene Ontology annotation, cellular component: membrane; cytoplasm.
AUGGGGAAACUGCAUUUUCUGGUGGAAAAGAACUUCACAGAAGAAAAGCUUGGCCAAGCAGAGAAGACAGAAUUGGAUGCUCACUUAGAGAACCUCCUUAGCAAAGCUGAAUGUACCAAAAUAUGGACAGAAAAAAUAAUGAAACAAACUGAAGUAUUAUUGCAACCAAAUCCAAAUGCCAGAAUAGAAGAAUUUGUUUAUGAGAAACUGGAUAGAAAAGCACCGAGUCGGAUAAACAACCCAGAACUUUUGGGACAGUAUAUGAUUGAUGCAGGGACUGAGUUUGGCCCAGGAACCGCUUAUGGUAAUGCCCUUAUUAAAUGUGGAGAAACACAAAAACGAAUUGGAACAGCUGACAGAGAGCUCAUUCAAACAUCAGCCUUAAAUUUUCUUACUCCUUUAAGAAACUUCAUAGAAGGAGAUUACAAAACAAUUGCUUCUGAACAGGAAUUAAGAAUAACUCAAAGUGAGUUUGAUCGUCAGGCUGAGAUUACCAGACUUCUGCUAGAGGGAAUCAGCAGUACACAUGCUCAUCAUCUUCGCUGUCUGAAUGACUUUGUAGAAGCCCAGAUGACUUACUAUGCACAGUGCUACCAAUACAUGCUAGAUCUCCAGAAACAACUGGGAAGUUUUCCAUCCAAUUAUCUUUCGAACAACAAUCAGACUUCUGGGACUCCAGUGCCGUCUACUUUGUCAAAUGUAGUUGGCUCUUCGGCCAUGGCUUCACCCAGCGGCCUAGGAAUCACCCCUCCUUCCAAUGUCACUGACCUCAAGGAGUCAAGUGGCAGCAGGAAGGCCAGGGUUCUCUAUGACUACGAUGCUGCAAACAGUACUGAGUUGUCCCUGCUGGCAGAUGAGGUGAUCACUGUGUUCAGUGUCGUUGGAAUGGAUUCAGACUGGCUAAUGGGGGAAAGGGGAAAUCAGAAGGGUAAAGUGCCAAUUACCUACCUAGAACUGCUCAACUGAAUAGGUGGACUAUGAAAAACCUGCUCAUCAUGACGUCGUAUUUAUAUAUAACUCUAAAUAAAGCAGGUUUAAGUAUCUUCCAUGGUAAUGUCCUAAAAGACUGGAAAACAAAAACCAGCCAUCAGAAACCAGCCCUUCUGCCAAUAAAGUUGCAUGGUAAAUAUUUCAUUAAGAUUUUGUUAGCGCUUUCAUGCCAAGAAUGUUUUCUUAUAAAAUUCUCUUUCUACUGAGAUUUCACUAAUAAGCUGCUUCUACUUUUGAGCCCCAACUUAAAGCAGAAGAACUGUUUUCUACUGAAUUUUUCAUUAACUGAAAGUUUUUCUUUUAUGUAAAAUAAAUCUAUUGUGAAUUGA